Messenger RNA from Fundulus heteroclitus (mummichog), 4786 nucleotides. It is a transcript of the gene usp43b, whose product is annotated as ubiquitin specific peptidase 43b. Gene Ontology annotation, biological process: protein deubiquitination. The coding region runs from base 278 to 3898 and encodes 1206 amino acids. The record is from RefSeq and is a predicted model, not a curated record. The transcript is spliced from 16 exons. Lineage: Eukaryota; Metazoa; Chordata; Actinopteri; Cyprinodontiformes; Fundulidae. Gene Ontology annotation, molecular function: cysteine-type deubiquitinase activity.
GCUGCCUGUGUCAGCGCCGCCAGGCUCGGAAUGAGGGCGUUGAGUAAGUGUCAGGAUGGGUGAAGGAGGUUUACGCUCAGUGGGCUGUGCAACAACGCCGCGCCGUUCUGUCUCCGGAUUCCGAGAUGGUGGCGCGUCUGUGCGCCUAACUAUCUUCCAUCGGGACACCGGCAGAGACAUGACACCCUGGCGUCGGGAUUCGCACGAUCAUCAGCGUCAGAAUAGACCGGCGGGGCAGUAGAGUGGAGUGGAGUGGUGUGGAGGGGGGAGUGCUGUCAUGGAGAAACAAAGCAGAGUCAAGGAGGAAAUGAAGGAGGAGAGGCGCAAAGAGAAGAGAACGAAAUCCGGUAAGCUUUUCCGAAAGAAAUCGCUCAAGUCCGUGGGGAGCUUCGUGAACAGAAUCAUGAAAACUUUGGGCACUUUCACGCACUUUGGGGACGGCGUCGCGCAGGACGCGGAGGACGACGACGGGGGUUUUGGCAACGGCGCACCUUGCACCCUCACCGCCAGCUCGGGGAUCGUCCCGGAGGAUGCGCCGGCGGCUUGGGACCGGGUGGCGAAGCACCCCGCGAGCACGUCCUCGUCUCUGUGCGCCGGCAGGGAGAAACUGCUUUACCAGUACGGAGACCGGGUCCCGGGCGUCCUGGGGCUGAAGAACCACGGGAACACCUGUUUCCUGAACGCGGUGGUCCAGUGUCUGAGCAACACCGAUCUGCUGGCGGAGUACCUGGGGCUGGAGCGCUACAGGGUGGACCUGAGGCAGAGCGCGGGGAACGGGCUGGGGGCGGAGGAGAAGCGGCCGCCGAGAGGGGAAGUUACGGAGCAGUUGGCUUCUCUGGUGAGGGCUCUGUGGACCCUGGAGUACACCCCGCAGCUCUCAGUGGACUUCAAGACGGUCGUGUCCAAGUAUGGAUCCCAGUUUCGUGGUAAUUCCCAGCACGACGCCUUGGAGUUCCUCUUGUGGCUGUUGGAUCGCGUCCAUGAAGACGUCAUCAAGGCGUUUCACGGGAACAGCAACAAGACCAAAGCUUCUGAAAAGGGUCCCGGUGGAGCGGAGAGGGCGCCGUGUCCCGACACGAUCCAGUCCCAGCAGCCCAGGAUCCAGCACAGCUUUGUCCAGGAGCAUUUCCAGGCUCAGUAUAAAUCUUCCCUGACGUGUCCCCACUGCCUGAAACAGAGCAACACCUUUGACCCUUUCCUCUGCAUCUCAUUGCCCAUCCCUCUUCGCCAGACAAGGCCCCUGUGUGUGACUCUGGUGUUCAGCACCAAAGGCCAGCGGUAUCUGCGGGUCGGGCUGGCCGUGCCGCUCUUUGGUUCUGUGGCCUGCCUGAGGAGGAUGGUGGCCGACGAGGGGAAACUCUCCCCAGACCAGGUGAUCCUGACGGAGGUUUACUCCACUGGGUUCCACCGCUCCUUCUUUGACGAGGACGAUCUAACGUGCGUUGCUGAGAACGACGUCAUCUAUGCCUUCCAGGCGCCCCCGCUCUACAUCAGAGGGGGCUCUGCACGAAUCUCAGGUUAUCAUCACAGCUUGCCAUCAUCUCCUUAUGCCUCUGGUCCAGAGGGUCAGAGGUUACCUUCAUCCGGAGCAUUGUCAUCAGAGUUCCUCAACCAUGGUGUCCCAGUCAAGAUUCUGCUGCUGGUGUGCAAUGCUGCUGGAACAGGCAAGCAGACUGUUAGGUUUGGACCUCCAUUCUUAAUGAGGGAAGAUCGGUCUAUAUCCUGGGAUCAACUCCAACAAAGCAUCCUCAGCAAGCUCUAUUACCUGAUGAUCAACGGGGCUCAUGCUCAGAAUAUCAGAGUGCUUUUCAACAUCCGUGUGGUGGGAGGAUCUACGUUUUACAACUACUUGUCUCCUCAGGAUGGGCGACCGCUCUACCACCCCGCCGUUGACAGGGCUCUGAAGCUCUGCGGUUCCGGAGGACCUCCCCACGUGAAGCUCAUCAUCGAGUGGGAGCACAGAGUCAAAGAUUGCCUGUUCGGUAACAUUCACGAGGAAGUGGUGAAAGAUGCAGACAGCGUACGAAAUCUGCACCAGCAGCACGUCCAACAGUUCAGCUGCACCUUGGAUGAGUGCUUCCAGCUCUACACCAAAGAGGAACAGCUGGCACCAGACGACGCCUGGAAGUGCCCCCACUGUAAGCAGCUGCAGCAGGGCAUGGUGAAGAUGAGUCUGUGGACCCUGCCGGACAUCCUCAUCCUCCACCUGAAGCGCUUCAGGCAGGUGGGCGAGCGGCGGGACAAGCUCACCACGUUCGUGCAGUUUCCCCUGGCAGGACUGGACAUGACGCCUCACAUGGUGAGCCGCAACAACGGCCCCCACCACCCGGCCCCUCUUCAGCCGGGCUGGAAGCACUGCAGGCGACCCGACCUGGCUCCCCCUGACUUCCUGUACGAUCUCUAUGCUGUCUGCAACCACCAUGGAGGAAUGCAUGGGGGCCAUUACACAGCCUUUUGUCGGAACUCAGUCGACGGUCAGUGGUACAGUUAUGACGACAGCGCUGUUGAGCCGGUACCAGAAGCCGAGGUGUGCACACGUGGAGCCUACAUUCUCUUCUAUCAGAAAAGAAGCACCAUCCCCCCCUGGUCUGCAAGUUCCUCAGUCACUGGUUCCACCAGCUCAUCCACCUCUGAUCACUGGCUGGUCCGACUGAACGGGGGAAGCGGCAGCGGCAGCCUGGUCUCAGGUGUUCCCAGUCCGGCACUUUUGGAGCCAGCGUAUGCGCCGGAGUCUCCUGAGCUGCCAGUGUUUGGAGAUGAACCCAACAGAGGAGUAGAAGGAAAUGGGUCCAAUCAGCUGGUGCGAGGGACCAAGGUUAGGAGUUUAAGCAUGAGGUCGCCUGCCAAACCCAAGGACACCCUGAACAAAGUUCUUCCACUACGGUGGUCUUUCGGGUCAAAAGACCGCACCAAGCACUCGGUCCAAGUCCAGUCUGGAGAGCUGGUGGAGUACCUGGAGUCUGGGCGCCGCCCCAGAUGCACCAAAGACCCUAUCGUCGCCCUGGUGGCCACCCCACCCCAGAGGAGAGUCCUUGAAGUGGGACAGGACUGCAGCUCACCUAGUGGCAGCAGUCUUAGCUGUACAGACAGACUCAGCUGUGACACUUGUUACUCUCCCAAAAUUCCAGAGGGACAGAGCCGAACCUGUCCGGAGCAAAACACGGGCCAAGGACCUGUUAACGACAGAAAUUUCAGUUCAAGAGAUGAUGACGGUUUUAGGCUGGGAUCAUUGUCUAAGAAACUGAGAACCGAUCAGGUCAGGGCCCUGGACCUCCACCUGCAGAGAGGGGGCAUUCUGGGUGGUCACAUAAGCCACAGUGCUCCUCCGAGCAGAGAGUCUACGCUUAGAAGAACCAUCGUCCAGACAAGUGGCUCUCCAAGGGGCCAAAAAGAGUUAUCGUCUGAAGACAGGAGGAACCCAAGAGGAGAGGAAGGUCAGAGCCAAGAAAGUCUCUUGUCAUUUUUCAAGCCGGUUUUCACGAAGACAGAGAUUCCUAGGUCUCCAGUCCAGAAUCAAGAGAGACUAAACGGCCACGGACACCUGGGAAAGCUGGCUAUCAGUAAUAUAGCCAAGCUGUCUCUUUCCAAUGGGACUCUCCCAGCAGCAGCACCAGAGCGGAAGAGAGACAGUACGAUUCCCGACUGCGGCAGCCAUAACUGCAAAGUGCAGCUAGUCAACGGAAAAGCUGGAAACCAGGAGCCCGUGGAUAUUCUGAGGGCUCACAGCUCCAGCAACAUCCAGACCAAGCUGGAUUUCACAUUUCGCAGAUGUGCCUCCCUUCAGAGGAACGGGGAAGUGGGCAUCCCUCCGCCGCACCGUGUCUUGCUGUCAGACAAGCCUGGCUACUCCACUCUGCAGCGGACGCGGUACAGCACCACCUCCCUGGUGCCCAUGUGACAGCCAAGAAUGACCGCCGAACAAAAGGACCUCUCCUCUGGUUUCCAAGCAGGGGCACACAGAGAAGCGCCCCCUGCUGGAGGCAUCGCUUGGAGCAAACAUCAGCUUGCUUUUUUUUUAACCUUUUUUUUUAACCAUACUACUGUUCUAAGUUCUUACCUGUGUGUGUCUUAAACUAAAUCUAUGCAGUUUGAGGGGAAAAAAACUGAGGGAAAUUGCUCCAGUUCUCUUUUCCACUCACGUUGUUGCUUACACUGUUAUCUACUGUUACUUUACUGUCUGUUUGAGUUAAUAAUCCAUAUUUGGGAAGUGGAGGGUCAUUUGUGAAUGCGCGUGCACCAAGUUCAGACUUCCAUGAGAGCUCUCAGGAACAAAGGAAGCUGUCUGUUGACGAGUGUGGUAUAUACUAACAUAUAAGAAAGAAAUAGUUGCUCUACAGAUUGGCCAGCUUAUUAAAGACUUUAAGAAGUACUAACACUGGCCUAUAAAUGAAAACACUGGACAAAAAUUGUCUAAUGUUAGAGAGUCAAUUUAUCAAUGAUCUAUUUAUCAGAUUAAUAUAUAUAAAUAUAUAUUAUUAAUGCGCCUUAUUUUUAAAAAAAUGUUUUUUUGUUUUUUUUUCCUUUUUUAACACAAUUUAUAUCCAAGUUCUUGCAGGCAACUAACCUGUUGGACAAGUAUUUGGAAGUACUACAGACAAUAAAUAUGGAACCAAUUUUUAAGCGAUUGUUUCUUGGAGAUGUGGAAAUUCAUCUCAUAAACCGAGCUUCCUGCUUCUUUAUGUUUUUUUUGGGGGGGGGGGCUUACGCAUCAAACGUUUGUAGAUUUUACAAAUUGUAUCAAAAACCAGCAAAUGUAAAAAAAAAAAAAAAAAAAAAAAAAAAAGAA